AUGCCCCCAAAACGAACCACGAACGCUCUUCGAAAACCACCUCCGCCUCCACCGACACCUCCGACAGCAACCGCAGCCCCAUCUUCAUCAAAACGGGCCAGUUCAAGGCCCUACCCAAAGCCAAAGCCAACAACUCCUAUACCAAAAUCGACACCAGCCGGACAACCCCAAAUCCAACCACAACCCAACCCAACAUCAACGACAACACAACUGAACGCCAUCACACCAACCACGACACCAACAGCCCUCCUCUGGGCCUACGAGCUUCGCCGCGAAAACGUCGAACUCUCCACCCGUCUCGCAGCCACAGAAAGUAAACUCGAUGCGCUGAGUGGUCAGCUCGGUGAGGUGCGGGAGAUGGUGUGUCGGGUGGGGGAGGAGAGUCGGAAGGAAAUUGGGGAGGUUCGGGAGAGGGUGGAAUUGGUCAGGGAGAUGGGGAACGAGGCCCAGGUUUUGCGGGAGAAAGAUGGUCAUGAGGUGGUGAUGGGGUUGAUUGAGGAGUUGAAAGGUAGGGUUGAUGGCUUGGAGGGUGGUUUGAAGGGAUUAGUGCAGGAGAAUGUAGCGAGUGAGAGGCGAGGGGGGGAGCAGGAGGUUGAGGAAGAAGUGCUUGUGCCGGAUUCUGUGCCGGGGGGCUUGGGGGGUUUGAGUAUAGGGUAUGGGGGUGGGUUGUCUUCGACAGAUUCUGGGGAUAGUACUUGUACGUGGGAGACGGGGCGUUGGGGUCUUGGUGGUGGAGAAGGAAAGAAAGAUGAGGGCUGCAGUGAUGAUUGUGGUGCGGUGCUACCGGUGAUGGGGGGUAGUCACGGGGCAAGCAAGAAUCGGGAGAUUAGGCAGGACGAUGCAGAUUGUGCUGCUGAGCGGAGCUCUGCAGGGAGAAGCAUGGCAGGCCUGGUGCUUGGAAAGAGGGCUCAUGCCGUUGAUGGUACCACCCUCGACAUGUGCCGAAGAAAACGACACAGGCGAUUCAUACCUAUCGUCCCUGCUGAUGAGGAGGAUAUCCUCAUUGCGAAGGCGAUGUUAAUAGACCACCAAAUUUGUUAG
Messenger RNA from Aspergillus saccharolyticus JOP 1030-1, 1041 nucleotides. RefSeq lists its product as uncharacterized. Bases 1 to 1041 code for a protein of 346 amino acids. The transcript has a single exon. The record is from RefSeq and is a predicted model, not a curated record. Lineage: Eukaryota; Fungi; Ascomycota; Eurotiomycetes; Eurotiales; Aspergillaceae.